Messenger RNA from Schistocerca cancellata (South American locust), 375 nucleotides. RefSeq lists its product as uncharacterized. NCBI's taxonomy places the organism in Eukaryota, Metazoa, Arthropoda, Insecta, Orthoptera, Acrididae. The record is from RefSeq and is a predicted model, not a curated record. Bases 1 to 375 code for a protein of 124 amino acids. The transcript is spliced from 2 exons.
AUGAAGAUUGCCAGAGCACUAUCACUAUUCAAAAAACGUGAUCACAUGUGCCCAAAUAAUUACAGACCAGUUAGCCUCCUUCCCAUUUUUCCGAAGAUCAUAGAAAGAAUAAUAUUUGUUAAGUUAAUGGCAUUUUUUAAUAAAAACUCUAUCAUAAAUGGUAGACAGCUUGGGUUCCAGAAGGAAAAAUCUACAGUGUCAGCUGCAUUUGAACUUAUUAAUAUACUCUCUGCAGGCCUAGAUCAAGAGCUAGAUGUAAGAGUAGUUGAAAGUGCUAAAUUUCUAGGGAUCACUGAGGACAGUUGUUUAGGAUGGAAAGAUCAUAUAUCCAAUAUAAGCAAUGAAAUUAGCACUGCUGCUAUUGCUCUGAGAUAA